CUCGUGUCCGUGUUGUUGCUCUGCAGAGAUUCAGCUUCUCGUGGUCUCUUCUCGGUUAUUUCCUGCGUGGUGUGGAGAUAUAUUCACGUUUUUGUUUCGUUGUGAGAACUUUUAAAAAUGUUUGCAGUUGAAGUCCGUGCGGCGCAGCUCUCGGCCGUAGAGAACCCGGUGAAGAUGUCCAAAAACCCGGCAGCAGGUGUGAGGAGAGCCGCUCUGGGUGAGAUCACCAACGUCCCUGCAGCUGCGGUCAACACGAAGAAAACAGGACGAGCCAAACCAUCAUGUGCCCAGAAAGUCAAACCCACAUUGGUCCAGGUGGUUCCUCCACUGGUCCAGGUACCGGCUCCUGCAGACCCCCUCCCCUCAGUCUCAGAGGAGUCGGCUGACGUGUCCAUGAAGGAGGAGGCGGAGCUGUGUCAGGCGUUCUCUGAGGCGCUGCUCGCCGUGCAGGACGUGGACGAGCUGGACGCAGACCAGCCCCAGCUCUGCUCUGAAUACGUUAAAGAUAUCUACAAGUAUCUGCAAGUCCUGGAGGUGGAGCAGGCUGUACGGGCGAACUACAUGCAGGGUUAUGAGAUCACUGAACGUAUGCGCGCUCUGCUGGUGGACUGGCUGGUCCAGGUUCACUCCAGGUUCCAGCUGCUGCAGGAGACUCUGUACCUCACGGUGGCUGUCCUGGACCGUUUCCUGCAGGUCCAGCCGGUCUCUCGCAGGAAGCUGCAGCUGGCCGGUGUGACCGCCAUGCUGGUGGCGUGUAAGUACGAGGAGAUGUACGCUCCGGAGGUGGGAGACUUCGCCUACAUCACCGACAAUGCCUACAAGUCUCAGAUUCUGGAGAUGGAGCAGCUGGUUCUGAGGAGCCUGAACUUUGAGCUCGGUCGUCCUCUUCCUCUGCACUUCCUCAGACGGGCGUCCAAAGUGGGCAGCUCUGAUGUAGAGCGCCACACGCUGGCCAAAUACCUGAUGGAGCUGACCCUCAUCGACUACGACAUGGUCCACUACAGACCGUCUGAGGUGGCGGCCGCCGCCCUGUGUCUCUCCCAGCUGCUGCUCGACGGCGUGCCCUGGUCGGCCACGCAGCAGCAUUACUCCACGUAUGACGAGGCUCACCUGAAGCCCGUCAUGCAGCACAUCGCCAAGAACAUCGUGACGGUGAACGACGGGAAGACGAAGUUCCAGGCGGUGAAGAACAAAUACUCGAGCAGCAAACUGAUGAAGAUCAGCCUCCUCCCUCAGCUCAAGUCGUCCAUCGUCACCAACAUGGCGGCCGCUGCGCUCAAACCCUGAACUGACCUCUUUAAUGAGGACGAUUUUUACUCGCACUUUAUUCAAGCUCGACCGUCCUGAGGAGAAGCUUCACUACUUUUAAUAAAAUGUUUUUAUCUUCUCUCUGCCGAGCGUUCAGAGAUGUUUGCACUUAUCGUUCUUUUUAAAAGUCUUUGUGGUACAACUUUUUAAUUUUACAUCAGGAGCACUUUAAGGUUUCAGCGGGCUGUCACUCUUUCUCGGAGCCGUCGUGCCUCUGGACCGUAACCACGUGUUUCAUAACGUGGAGCUUUAGAUCUGUUCUACCUCUGUGUGAAUCAAAGUGCCUUUUCAUGUUGAUGCAUCAUGCUCAUAAACUGUAAUUUGUCAAUAAACAGUUUGACGUCA
Molecule: messenger RNA, 1653 nt
Organism: Labrus bergylta (ballan wrasse)
Lineage: Eukaryota; Metazoa; Chordata; Actinopteri; Labriformes; Labridae
Product: G2/mitotic-specific cyclin-B2-like
Biological process (GO): regulation of cyclin-dependent protein serine/threonine kinase activity; mitotic cell cycle phase transition
Cellular component (GO): cytoplasm; cyclin-dependent protein kinase holoenzyme complex; nucleus
Molecular function (GO): cyclin-dependent protein serine/threonine kinase regulator activity
Source: RefSeq, a predicted model, not a curated record